CUCAACAGUUCCACAUUAUCACAAUCUUGCUGAUCCAUCUUCAGGCUUUGGGAUAAGCCUCCCACUUCUCUCUCGCUCUGCUCUCACUCACUCUCUAACACAGACGGCAUGGCCACGGCCUCUGCAACUCUCUCUUCCCUCUCCUCUCUCUCCCUCCACACCACCACAACCACCCAUCGCCUCUCUUUCUCCAAACCCACAAAGCCCUUCUUCUCCAACCCCACAAAGCUCCCUCUUCUCCACUCCUUCCCCUCACAUCGCUCCACAACCUUCAUAGCCAAGACCUCCGACAUCGACACCACCUUCUUCGAAAACUUCGAUCCCAACGAAGAAAAUGACGCCGUAUUCAACCCCCCAGAGGCCCCUGAAGGCUUUGUCGCCCCACCCUCCUUCGACGACGGUCCCAUGGAGACCGAAGAAGAAAUCGCCGCCGCAUACGAAGAGCUCUACGGCGCUGCGUACAGCGGAGAGAGCUAUUUGGGCAAUGACAUAUACGUGAUGGACUCUAAGGUGAGGAAAACAACUGGGUUUGGUUCCAAAGCGAAGAAGGAGAAGGUGAAAGAUGGGCUCGACGAGAGGGUGGUGCAGGUGAGGAGGGUGACCAAGGUGGUUAAGGGAGGGAAGCAAUUGCAUUUCAGGGCCAUUGUGGUGGUGGGUGACAAGCAGGGCCAAGUGGGUGUUGGGGUUGGGAAGGCCAAAGAGGUUGUUACGGCGGUUCAGAAGUCCGCCGUGAAUGCCAGGCGGAAUAUCGUGUCGGUGCCGAUGACCAAGUACCUUACUUUCCCGCACAGGUCUGAGGGAGAUUAUGGAGCAGCAAAAGUGAUGCUUAGACCUGCUUCUCCUGGUACUGGAGUGAUUGCUGGAGGGGCUGUGAGAAUUGUUCUAGAAAUGGCAGGUGUUGAGAAUGCUUUGGGAAAGCAAAUUGGGAGCAAGAAUGCCCUCAACAAUGCCAGAGCCACAGUUGUUGCAGUGCAGAAAAUGAGGCAGUUCAGUGAUGUUGCUCGUGAGCGUGGUAUCCCAAUGGAAGAGCUGUGGAAGUGAUGGCAGUUUCAGAAGCUUUUCUUUUCUGUAGAUUUUUAUACAUCAGACUUUGUAAUUCAGGCUUCUUCUUAUAAUAUUGGGAAGGAAGAAAAUUACUUCACCUUUGACCUGAAUUUUGUAACAAAAUGAUCAUUUUGAUUUUUUUUAAUUUUCUCCAUAUCCCAAAUUGGAUGCGACAAAACUGACAGUGUAGCCUUCUCCUGCCUACUUGGGUUUGAUUACGAGAGUCCAAUCAGUUUGUUUGCCAUUCAGCUUGAUCCAAGUCAGAGUGUCUAAUGGUUGAAUCAAUAGGCUUUGUCUUCUUUUGCGUUUUAAAAGAGAAGAAAAAAUAUUGAAGAGCCUCAGCUCGGAGCUGAUUUGUUUGA
This is a messenger RNA of Corylus avellana, 1406 nucleotides long. RefSeq names its product Ribosomal protein S5 family protein. Gene Ontology annotation, biological process: translation. Gene Ontology annotation, cellular component: mitochondrial small ribosomal subunit; ribosome. The record is from RefSeq and is a predicted model, not a curated record. Gene Ontology annotation, molecular function: structural constituent of ribosome; RNA binding. Lineage: Eukaryota; Viridiplantae; Streptophyta; Magnoliopsida; Fagales; Betulaceae.